UUUAAAACCGGUCAGACAACACCCUCAAAUAACCUCUUCAACCCCAGCACUCUCGAAUGGAAGCAAUGAAGACUCCCGCUGGAGGAGAGACGGUCAAAGUCCGGGGCAGUGGCCACGUCCCCCGCUCGGGGGCGGGGAGGAAGGACCGCCACAGCAAGGUGCACACGGCCAAGGGCCCCCGGGACCGUCGCGUCCGCCUCUCGGCCUACACUGCCAUCCAGUUCUACGACGUCCAGGACCGCCUCGGCUUCGACCGCCCCAGCAAGGCAGUCGACUGGCUCAUCCGCAAGGCCAAGCCCGCCAUCGACAGGCUCACCGGCCUCCCUCCCUUCCACCCUGUCCCAACCCACCCAAACCACCCACUCCAAGAAACGCUAACACCGGUGCCUCAUAACAAUAACGGCUCCUCCUCGUUCUUCUUGGAUUCCUUCUUCCCAGUGAGCUCCACAACGUCGUCCUUCAACUUCCACGACCAAGAUCUUGGCCUCUCCCUUCACUCGUUUCAAGAACCGGGCUCGGGUCUGAUCCACGCUCAUCAUCACUUGGCAUCAUCGAUGCAAGGAGAGACGCCGACGGUGAGCCAUGUUGCAAGUGGCGAUCUCUUGGGGUUCGACGAGUCCAACUAUCAAAGAAUGAUGGGUUGGAACAGAGCAGGAGGAAGCGAAUUGACAUUCUUCAUGGACUCGCAGCAAGAGCACCAAGAGCCCCACGAGGUGGAGGCGUUCUCGCAUCAGAGGGGUGCCCUUCAGUCCAGCCCCGACAUGGCUUUGCAGCCCCAGCCACAGCCGCAUCCGCCGCUUGGUGGUUAUGUUAAUGAUGAGUUGGCGAUGGGCGAACACAUGUAAGCCGCUGUUCGGAUGCCGGUUUUCGCCUGACCGGGUGACGGGAUUUUGCGUACGGGGGCGGGGCCGGGUUGAUUUUUUUUUUUUUUUUGGGUCGGUCGGGGCUGGGUUGAUGGCGAGGCGGAGAGGAGUCUAGCCUCGUUACCAUCGGCUUCGCUGAAUUCGGAUUGAAUUUAAUGAUAAUGGUGGUGUGUUUCCAGCUUGCGAGGCACUUUUACUUGUUA
Messenger RNA from Eucalyptus grandis, 1066 nucleotides. RefSeq names its product transcription factor TCP4-like. Lineage: Eukaryota; Viridiplantae; Streptophyta; Magnoliopsida; Myrtales; Myrtaceae. The coding region runs from base 57 to 845 and encodes 262 amino acids. Gene Ontology annotation, cellular component: nucleus. Gene Ontology annotation, molecular function: sequence-specific DNA binding; DNA-binding transcription factor activity. The transcript has a single exon. The record is from RefSeq and is a predicted model, not a curated record.